Pieris napi is the source of this 1747-nucleotide messenger RNA. RefSeq lists its product as uncharacterized. Lineage: Eukaryota; Metazoa; Arthropoda; Insecta; Lepidoptera; Pieridae. The transcript has 3 exons. Gene Ontology annotation, cellular component: phosphatidylinositol 3-kinase complex. Gene Ontology annotation, biological process: intracellular signal transduction; phosphatidylinositol phosphate biosynthetic process. Gene Ontology annotation, molecular function: 1-phosphatidylinositol-3-kinase regulator activity. Bases 151 to 1071 code for a protein of 306 amino acids. The record is from RefSeq and is a predicted model, not a curated record.
UUACAAUACAGAACCACAGAAACCAUUAACCAACGCAAUUGCUAGUUGCAUCGUCAAUAAUUAUUACGGAUAUAUAGGUCUUAUAACUUGUUUUGAUUUUGAAUUGCGAUUUAUUUCAUAGGUCAUUAAUAAUUCGUAUAUAUCGUAAGAAUGAAUAAAAAUUACGAACGGUGUACACAUUGCAAUAGACGUAAAUGGCUUACAACAGGUUGUCUUCGUAAAUGGUUAAAACCAAUGGAAUGUAAACAUCUACAAAGAACAAUUGAAAGCAAAAGAGAUUUAAAUGAGACUGACAUAGUUAGAUGUGUGUUUUUAUCUGAGAGAACGAGUCCAGUGAAGACUAAUAAGUUUGUAAAAUUUUGGAAGAACAAACUUUUCAUUACUGGUAGUGUUAGGUCUUUGCAGAGGUAUUUUGGAAACAAAAAUAAUGCCAACGAGUACUUGUGCAAACCUGUUGAAACCUCUUCAUCUAGUGAGCGACUUAUGUUUGCUGCUAAACCCGAAAUAAAAAGAGAUAUUGAUCUACACAAACAAAUGAUCAAAUGUCAACAUUCAGAUGACCACUCAGUUUUAAGGGGACAUCAUCAGCACAUUUCACUCGAAAGCUGUGCUAUUUAUUGCCAAUUAUCAAAGCAUGGUUGGUAUUGGGGUGGAAUCACAUCUAGUGAAGCUGAGGUGCUCCUUGCAGGCCAGCAUGAUAAUGUUUUUCUAGUAAGGGACUCUUAUGACUCACGCCACAUACUUUGUGUGUCUUUUCGAUGUGUGGGACGGACUUUACAUGCUCGUCUACGCCAUGCAGAUGGUCUCUUUUCCCUAAAUAAUGAGACAUUUGUACCAGCAAACAGAAUAUCAGAACAUUGCGCAACUGUAGAUGUUAAAUCAAAUCUAUUUGAAAUGCCAGUAAAAUUAGCUAGACCAUUAAACAGGUUUGCCAAAUUAGAUUCUCUACAAAAAAUUUGCAGAUUUGUAAUACGUCAAACUGUUUCAGAACAGUUAUGGGACAAUUUACCUUUACCACCUAAUCUUAUUACAUAUGUCUCUCUUGGUAGUGAUUAUAUUGCACCAACAUAACUUUGUAACUCAAUAGUGUGCCUUAUGUCUUAAAUAUAUAAAAUAAUUGUGUUAAAGUUUUACAACACUGGGAAUACACAAGGCAUGUUAUAUAUUUAAUCCAAGAUAUAAAAUUGAUAAAUUUAAAAGUAUAAUAUUAAUAGACACAUAUUUUGGAGAGAGCAGUAAAAAUAACAUGUGGUUGUUUUGCUUGACUAUGUUAAAUUGUAACGCCAUGUAAUUUUCUUCUUUAUAUUAUGGUGUACACAAAUAAAUGAGUUAAGUACGCAAGGUUUCCUAAAAAUAAAACAAAGAUUUUCAUCUAUAAUAAAAAUUAAUUGCAACAUUAAAUUAAUUUAUAUUUCUUUAUUAGCUUUGUAAAAUCUCAUAUAGAAAACUACCAUUUACUUUCUGUUUACCAAACUAAAGCAUAAAACCAUUAAGUUAACAACAAAAAUACUUUUAUUUAAGCAACAUAGUUUAAUAAAUUGAAAAUUAAAAUACUGUCAUUUAUCUAGUAAUUUUAUAGAGAGGCAUUAUUUGCAGUAAGUAUUCAUUCACUUAAGUGUGUUGAUGCCCAGCAUGUUUUUAGCCUGUAAAAAUAAAUCUAUGAAAAAUGUGUUCAUGUUAUGAUUGUUACAUAAUAAAAUUACAAGAUUUUAUACUAUAUUUCUUUAUCAUUAUACUGUAAUUUAAA